GCCGUCAGCCUCUGAGGGCACGUUCUGCGCGGAAGGCGGCCGUGACCUCCCGGAAGUGAUUGCGACGCAGCUGGCCCGGAAGCGAGGGGGGCCCUGGGAGCGGGGGCAGCAGCAGCGGCGCUGACAGACUGCCUUGUUGCAAAAGCCACUGUGGCAAAGAAAUAAACAUUUAAUAAGGAGAGAAUGGAUGGAGAAGAGAAAACGUAUGGUGGGUGUGAGGGCCCUGAUGCUAUGUAUGUGAAAUUGAUAUCCUCUGAUGGUCAUGAGUUCAUUGUAAAAAGAGAGCAUGCAUUAACAUCAGGAACAAUAAAAGCAAUGUUGAGUGGCCCAGGACAGUUUGCAGAAAACGAAACAAAUGAGGUGAAUUUUAGAGAGAUUCCAUCCCAUGUCUUAUCCAAAGUAUGCAUGUAUUUCACCUACAAGGUUCGCUACACUAACAGUUCGACGGAGAUUCCUGAAUUCCCAAUUGCACCUGAAAUUGCACUGGAACUUCUGAUGGCUGCAAACUUCUUAGAUUGUUAAAUAAAAUAAAUUAUAAUAAAAAUGUAAAACUUUUUUCAGUAUUUAAUACCUGUAGUUCAGUUAGUACCUUUUUCAGAUAGCAUGUUGCGUGUGUGAGAUUGAGAACUGUAAAGUUCACUGCAGAGGCAGCUGCCUUCAGUUUUUUUGCAUAGCAGUCAUUCAAGUUGAAAUUUGUUUUGCUGCUUACACAAAUACAGACCUUUUCCCAAAUCAAGACAAAUAAAACAAAUGUACCAGUUAGUAGAUGGCUAUGCCUUAUCCUUUAGGUGUGGUAGAAUUUUCUUUUAAUGCAAUUAUAAUAUAAAAUACAUAGGCCAAUGCUUUGUAAAAGCUCAUUCUACCCUCAUGUGUAGGUGUUUAGGGUUUUUAACCAUUGACAUUUCUAAACAUCUAAACUUGAUCUCCUUACAGAGUAGUUGUCCUUUAGGAUAGUUAAAACUGAAGUACAUUAGCAUUUGCAUCUUAAAUACCCACUUUCAAGGAUUUGUAAACUGGCAAAAACAUUCACUUUAGACAGAAAACUGACUACGUAGGGGAAUUUUUUAUGCUUUAUUUUAACUUGGCUAUGUUUUGGAAAUUUAAAGAAUAUGAUUCAGUUUUCUCAUGUAACUUAAUUCAUCCCUUCCCUUCUAUCCAUUUAAUGUUCAGGUCACAGUAGGUUUUAGAGAAAAAAUAUAAAUAACCAAGUUAGUUCUUAAUGCUAACUAUCACUUUUGUGUGUAUACUAUUUUCUGUAUAACAUGUAAGGUUAUUCAUAAUGUACUCUCACUUGACCUGAUAUUAGUUUUAUAUAAUAGCUGACUACAAAUUUUUUCCAUUGUUUGUGAUAAGUCAUGUAAACUCUGUAUUUACUCUUGGUUUUAUAGCCUUCAAACCAUCCUAAAGGUGGCUGCCACAGAGGUAGUUCUCUUCCUCAUCCUUUCCCUCUCCCAUGUUUCCCCCUUACUAUCAUAAGAAAAACUGAAAAUUUGGAGACACUUUUAUUUGGAGAAAAGGGGCAUUAAGUUGUGUCUGACCUUUUUUUUUUUGUUUCCUUUAAGAUUUCCUAAAUAUCCAAUAUUUACAUGUUGAGCAAAAAGGAUUGACAAGCUAAUUAUAUGAACGCUCAGUGGAACAUAUAAUCAUCCCUUGGUUUCUGUUGAUAAUUGCCUGUCACAUCCACUUUUCUCUCAGACCACAUUUCCAUAAGACAAACACAGUGAACAGUAUUACAAGAAAGUUGUUUUCUAUGAGUGACAGCCUGGAAACUUCUACUACAAAACCCUCUGUAGAUGAGCGAUAUAUGUAAUUGUUAAUGAGUGAUGACAAAAGAGCCAUCUAUAUCAGUUGUCAUUGCUUCAGUUCUGAGAGAGAGGUGGCUCUGGUCUGCUGUGGAAAUACCACAAACAGAUGAUGGGUUCUCUUAUUAGUGUAUUAACCAACUAAUGGUGGCCUUAAGGGAUCAUGAAAUCUUAUCAUACCCAGUUGGCAAAUAGGUGUAUAAUUUUUUUUUUUUUUCUGGAUUAAAACUUGAUGUGUACUAUGCAGUUUGCUGCACACAAAGGAGUUUGACCUAAGUAGGUAGUAAAUUGACCUGAGUAUGAAAUAACUUUUUUUUUUCCUGGGCUGAAAUAAAACUCAAUGGACAAGCUGACAUAUGUCAGUAUGGUGGUAGAUUAGCUGAUAUUUACUCACAUUUUUUGGCAGUUACCUACACAAGUCGGAGAUGUUGUUGAAGUGUGUUGGAAGACAUUGUGUGAAAGAUUGUAUUUUGUUUUCCCAGCUCUGCUCAGUGCUAUUAGUAGCUCAUUUUCCAGAGCACUAAAACAAAAAAACCUAUUAUGCUGCUUUUAUUCAAGCCAGUAGAAAAAUACCUCCUAAGAUUCCAGUGAUUUGUGAUUUGGAUAUUUAGUGGUUGUACCCUCAUUUCAUUUUGAGGGGUCUUGAGUUGUUAAAGAUAGAAAACUUAAUUUGAGUAGUUUCAGGUUUAAAAUGUUUUGAAUUCAAGUUUAAGCUAAGAUUAUUUUUUACUUCGUCAGGGGAGACAUUAAUAAACUUUUUUUUUUAAAGAUGUCAUUACAAUAAUUUGCGUUCUGUGACUGUACUUCAGUAUAGUGUGAUUAAAAUGGCUGUUGUAUUCCUGGAUAAUUAUUCCGUGUUCUGGAUGUUGGUAAGAGACACUAAGCUGAAACUGAAGUGUCUUUGAACAUUCACAAAACAGGAUGGUGUCCUGGAAUGCAUUGCUUAAAACCCACCUGGUUAAGAAGCUGUUACAAAUGUGGGAGAGGGGGGAAACCUAGUGCAACUUACUUCACAAAGAAAUGGGUAUGCUCUUAAUACACAAUUGGAAAGCUACCACACUUACUUCCUGAGUUCUAAAUAAAUUUCAGAAUGGAAAAUUUCUAAAA
This is a messenger RNA of Alligator mississippiensis (American alligator), 2909 nucleotides long. It is a transcript of the gene ELOC, whose product is annotated as elongin C. The record is from RefSeq and is a predicted model, not a curated record. Gene Ontology annotation, molecular function: protein-macromolecule adaptor activity. Gene Ontology annotation, biological process: ubiquitin-dependent protein catabolic process. NCBI's taxonomy places the organism in Eukaryota, Metazoa, Chordata, Crocodylia, Alligatoridae. Bases 184 to 522 code for a protein of 112 amino acids. The transcript is spliced from 4 exons. Gene Ontology annotation, cellular component: elongin complex.